This is a messenger RNA of Daphnia pulex (common water flea), 1523 nucleotides long. Its product is annotated as stress-activated protein kinase JNK-like. The transcript has 9 exons. The record is from RefSeq and is a predicted model, not a curated record. Gene Ontology annotation, biological process: JNK cascade; protein phosphorylation. Gene Ontology annotation, molecular function: JUN kinase activity; ATP binding. The coding region runs from base 87 to 1223 and encodes 378 amino acids. NCBI's taxonomy places the organism in Eukaryota, Metazoa, Arthropoda, Branchiopoda, Diplostraca, Daphniidae. Gene Ontology annotation, cellular component: nucleus; cytoplasm.
GUCAGUACUCAGUUGCAAGUUACUCGUUCAUCCUGACAGUCGCUACAGUGGGAUAUCUGACAUCUUCAUAGGAAUCACGGGCUCAAAUGGCUUCACGAUUAGACAAUCAGUUCUACACUGAAGAGUUUGGUGCUACCAAGUUUACAAUCCCUCGGAGAUAUCAAAGUCUGAAAGCCAUUGGCUCCGGAGCCCAGGGAAUCGUCUGUGCCGCCUUGGACACAGUUACAGGACAGCAUGUUGCCAUCAAGAAGUUGAGUAGACCAUUUCAAAAUGACACUCACGCUAAGAGAGCUUAUCGUGAAAUAAAACUAAUGAAAAUGGUUAACCACAAAAAUGUCAUAGGUUUGCUCGAUGCUUUCACGCCGCAAACGUCAUUAAGCGAGUUUUCUGAUGUCUAUUUGAUAAUGGAGUUUAUGGAUGCCAGUCUUUGCCAGGUUAUUCAGAUGGAUUUAGGUCACGAGAGAAUGUCGUACCUGCUUUAUCAGAUGCUUUGCGGAAUCAAACAUCUUCAUCUUGCGGGAAUUAUUCACCGAGAUUUGAAACCCAGCAAUAUCGUCGUGAAAUCAGACUGCACAUUGAAAAUUCUCGACUUCGGAUUGGCAAGAACAGCGGGAACGAAUUUUAUGAUGACCCCUUAUGUCGUUACCCGAUAUUAUCGCGCACCAGAAGUAAUUCUUAGUAUGAGCUACAAAGAAAAUGUUGACUUGUGGUCUGUUGGCUGCAUCAUGGGUGAAAUGAUCCGUGGUAGUUAUCUUUUUCCUGGCACUGAUCAUAUCGAUCAGUGGAACAAGAUUAUCGAAAUACUAGGAACUCCGAAUGCAGAAUUUAUGAAGCGCUUACAGCCUUCUGUCCGCAACUACGUCGAAAACAGGCCCAAAUAUCCGGGCUGCGACUUUGAAAAGCUUUUUCCGGAUGGACUUUUUCCUUCUGAAUCAUCAGAACAGUGUAGAAUCAAAGCUAGCCAAGCACGCGAUCUGCUCCGUAAGAUGCUUGUAGUCGACCCCGAGAAGCGCAUUUCGGUCGAUGAAGCCUUACUGCAUCCGUACAUUAGUGUUUGGUACGAAGAUGGCGAAGUCAAUGCACCCGCCCCUGCUCCGUACGAUCACUCGGUAGAAGAUCGUGAGCACACAGUGGAUCAGUGGAAAGAUCUUAUCUUCAAGGAGCUUAUUGAGUAUGAAACCGCCAACUCAAAUUAUGCACCCGACAUUCACCAGGAUGAAUAAGAUGAUUAAAUUCGUCCUAUUUAUAAAUUAUUUUUCUAUACUAUCAACUUGCUUUUCAUCUUCUGUUCUUAUUGUUGCACCACGGGAAAAAGUGUUUGAUCCUGUUUGAUGAUCCUACUCUUUCUUGCGACUCUUGUUCUAGUCCCCACUGCUUCCUCGUCAACCUUCUAUCUCCCAUCUUAUACUUGUUGUAUGAAAGGAAACUCGCGCUUUUCAUCCAACAUGCUGACUGUUUCCAUAACAUUUUACAUCCUGACAGUCUUUUUCUCGUACCUUGUAAAUAAAUUUACAAAACCACGA